AUUACCAAUUUUAUACGUAUUUCCUGCGUUUAAUUAAUCAGAAUAAGAAAGAGAGGCAUUGAAGGAUCUCAAAACUCACGUCAGGAUCUUGUUUUUAAAUUUCCCAAGUUUAUUGAAACGGAAGAAGCGGGUAAUGGCGGACAAUGAAGAAAUCAUGGAGGUGGACGGAGAUCGAACAACGGUUAAACAACGGUUGAAAGAUCGAACAAAGUGUAAGGAGAUGCUAUCGAAGCAAGCCGGAAAGAUUGCUAAACAGGCUGAAGAGCAUGAAAACUUCAUCAAUAAGGUGACGCACUUGCUUGGUGUUCUUUUCUUCGGAGGCUUCUGCUUCAUCUUGGGUGCAAGGCCACAGGAUGUUCGAUAUCUCUACUGUUUAUUCUAUGUCAUUUUUGUCCCACUUCGAUGGAUUUAUUACCGAUACAAGAAGUUGCACUAUUAUCUUCUUGACUUUUGCUAUUAUGCCAACACAAUAUUCUUGGUCAUGCUUCUGUUUUAUCCCACAAAUGAGAAACUUUUCUUGGUGUGCUUCUCAUUUGCAGAGGGGCCGUUGGCAUGGGCACUAAUCGUUUGGCGUUGUAGCUUAGUUUUCAAUUCCAUGGACAAGAUAGUAAGCGUCUUUAUACAUAUCUUGCCUGGACUGGUUCUGUUCACGAUUCGAUGGUGGGACCCAGCAUUCUUCGAGGCGAUGCAUCAGAAUGGGAAUUCUCAUACAGGAUCAUGGCUGUAUGCAGAGACGAAAUCGUAUCUGUGGACAUGGCUUUUCUUUGUUCCUUUAGUAGCCUAUGUCGUCUGGCAGCUUCUUUAUUUUCUCAUCGUAAAUGUACUACGCGAACAGAGACUGCUGCGUGAUCCCGAAGUCAUGACCUCCUACAGGGAACUGUCGAAAAAAGCACAGAAAGCAAACAACAUGUGGUGGCGCUUGAGCGGAUUGCUGGGAGAUCAGAACCGGAUGUUUAUGUACAUUCUGCUCCAGGCAGUGUUCACUGUGGCCACAACGGCGCUUACUGUCCCGAUAUUCCUAUCGUAUGAAUUACACUUGACGUUCCAACUGCUCAAGGCAUCAGCAACUGUAUGGAAUGGGGGUAACUUUCUUAUAGAAGUGAUGCCGAGGCAGGUGAUUCUCAAGCAGAAAAAGAUGUCAGAAAUGUGCCCUUUGGUGGUCGAAACUUCACUCAAAUUGGGUGAGGUUACACAAUCUCAGUAGCACUGUACAAUUUUAAGUGUUGCUAAAAUUACUCUCUCAUCUUUCAUUUCUAUCUUCUUUUUUUACUUUCUCACUUUUUUUUUUUUUUUUGGUUUAAUCUGUAGCUUAGGCACUCUCUUUUCUAGUUUGUUGUAGAAUUACUGAAUUUUUUUUCUACUUGUUGGAAUACACAAUUUGUUUUUGUUUUUUUUCAGUAUUUCACGUUGGAUUGUCAUGUAUUGAUAUAUAAAUUUCAGGCUAA
Salvia splendens (bonfire salvia) is the source of this 1445-nucleotide messenger RNA. RefSeq names its product glycerophosphocholine acyltransferase 1. The record is from RefSeq and is a predicted model, not a curated record. NCBI's taxonomy places the organism in Eukaryota, Viridiplantae, Streptophyta, Magnoliopsida, Lamiales, Lamiaceae. Bases 134 to 1204 code for a protein of 356 amino acids. The transcript is spliced from 8 exons. Gene Ontology annotation, biological process: phosphatidylcholine biosynthetic process.